GCAACAGUCGUCUGAAACAUUACCCGGAGCGAGCUAAGAAAAGAAAGAAAGACAGAAAAAAAAAACCAACGUCGUCUUUUGGAUGGUGUGUGGAAAACAAGAUUUCGACUUCUUUUUUAUGAUUUCCAACCCCUGAGGGAAAUGUGGAUAUUGUAGUAAAAACGUCGCGACGAUAUAAAAACAAAAAACUUGUUGUUUUAGCUCCUGUGUUGUUGACAAACUAGCCACUGAGCUAGUCCCUAAAGCUAUAGCUGCGUUACCAACUUUUUACUCUCUUUUUGCUGUUUUUCUGUAAAUGUUUCCACGGAAUGGACCACAGCUUGAAGUACUCUUGCAAACAUCUCUAUGAAAUAAAAACAGAUCUCCAAAGGCUUACAAUACAUCAGUCAAACAUGUGAACCCAGUUCUUCCAUCCCUGUGGACUCCCCAGUUACAAGCCGUGAGGAGGAGCAGGACUACAGGAAAACGUCUUGUAUCCAGCCAGAUGACAAAAUUCUAAACUGAAGUCUAUGUGCGUGACAUAUUUUCUCCAAGGACACAAACUGAGCAAGUUCUGUGCUGCGGUGAAACCCUCGGCACCAUUAAAACAAUCUAGUGCUCUUGUCAUGUGGGUACAUUACAGAAAAAGGCCCAUAUUAUUACCCUCACUGGUAUCACCGCCUUUCACGUCACAAUGGACCGGAAUAAACGCAACUCCAUUGCUGGGUUUCCUACACGACCUGACCGCCUCAAUGAGGACAGAGAUGGUAUCGGAGGGGUAGGGGUCUGCGAUAUGGGCAUGGGCCCUCCACCCCCACAGGUGGGCAGGGUUUGGCCUUCAUCCUACAGAGCCCUCAUCAGUGCCUUCUCCUGUCUUACGCGCCUUGACGACUUCACCUGUGAGUGGAUUGGCUCUGGAUUCUUCUCUGAUGUCUACAAGGUGUGUCACCGGGCGUCAGAUCAGGUCAUGGCCCUGAAGAUGAACAAGCUCAGCAGCAACAGAGCUAACAUGUUGAGAGAGGUCCAGUUAAUGAACCGCCUCUCACAUCCAAACAUACUCAGGUUUAAGGGAGUGUGUGUUCAUGAGGGCCAGCUUCACGCCUUGACGGAGUACAUCAACGGUGGAAACCUGGAGCAGCUUCUAGACAGCAACAAACACCUGAGUUGGCCUACCAGAGUGAAACUGGCCUGCGAUAUUGCCAACGGUCUGGCCUACUUGCACUCCAAAGUCAUAUUCCACCGGGACCUAACCUCCAAGAACUGCCUCAUCAAAUGUGACGACAACAACAGCUUCACAGCGGUGGUGGGAGACUUCGGCCUGGCAGAAAAGAUCCCAUCUAACCAUGCUGAAGGAGAGAAGCUGUCAGUGGUUGGAUCUCCUUUCUGGAUGGCUCCUGAAGUCCUGAGAGAUGAAUAUUACAACGAGAAGGCUGACGUCUUCUCUUAUGGUAUCAUCUUGUGUGAGAUCAUUGCUCGGAUUCAGGCCGACCCCGACUUCCUUCCCCGCACAGAGAACUUCGGCCUGGACUAUCACACGUUCCAGCACAUGGUCGGAGACUGUCCGCCUGACUUCCUCCAGCUUGCCUUCAACUGCUGCAAUAUGGACCCUAAACUCCGUCCGUCCUUCCCAGACAUCGUCAAACACCUGGAGAAGAUCCUCGCGCUGCUUAAAGUAGAAGAGAUGGAGCACGAGUGUGUCCCGCUCAGCGGAGACAACAACGACAAGAAGACCAUACCCAAAGGUGAUAAGAUCCAGGGCUUCAAGCGACUCAACCCUCUCGGUUUCCAGGACGACAAAAUCCCUCCCAAAUCCCCACGGCCCAGACGAAACAUCUGGCUCAGCCGCAGCCAGUCAGACAUCUUCUCCUGCAAACCGGGAAGAAAAGUCAACGUCCAGGACCCUUACUACAACCCCCCCACCCAACAGCACCAGCGAGCCUCCAAAGCUCGUAAGAUCAACCCUUUCACAGCCCGAGAGGACCUUUGCGGGGGCAAGAUCAAGUUUUUCGACGUGCCCAGCAAAUCCGUCUUCUCGUUGGUGUUUGACCUUCACUCGCCGCCGGGGAGCGUGUUCAGUAACCUGCCCCCCCUUCACGGACCCGGGGGACCCCAACAGGAGACGUCGUACUACUGGCAGCAGCUGCCAGGGAGACAGUGUCACUCGUUACCCGUGUCCCCACAGCUGCCCCGCUCCGAGGUCUUCCAUGUCACCACUGCUGUGAGCGCCAACAACAACGGUUCUCUGACCUGUAACUCCAGCCAGCUGUCCUCAACGCUGCCAGCAGCGAACCCGUGGUCCGAGUCGGGUCUGAUGGGAAACGACGUGCGACAGAAGUCAGGGCAGAACAGCUGGGGGAAGAAAUACGUCGUGGUUGAAAUCCCACCUUACUGCAGGCAGAGAGGAGGGGAGGAGGAGGAGGAGGAGGAGGAGGAAGAGGAGGAGGAGUUGGUGGAGUUGGUGGAGGAGGAUGCAGCGGUAGAAGGGAAGACAGAGAGGAGUAAGGAGGAUGCAUUUGGGGAGAGCUGGUCUCCGAUGAACCCUAUUAGCGAGAGAGACAAUGGGGAGGCGAUGGACUGCUCUAGCAGCCUGGAGGAGGAGGAGGAGGAAGGAGUACGAGGGACACACGCCUUCCCUAUGUAACACACAUGGAGGAGAUGGAGGAGGAGGAGGAGGAGGAGGAGGAGGAUUUGGAGGUUUUCGGACUAAAGAGACAGACUCUAACUUCCAGAUGUGAGGACACAGAUGUGGGAACUGGCUUCUAAUAAUAAUAAUAAGACUGAGAAACUGGACACAUUUCAAAGAUGUUUUUUUUUUUUUUUGUAAAAUCUAACAAAAGGAAAAUAGAAAAAGAAAAAAAGAAAAGCUAGAGCACUUGAUUUUUUAUCUUUCAAGUGAAUGUAUGACAUGUUGAGUAAAAUCAAGCACACCUGACGCAGAUAAAGAACUAUUUUUCAAAGAUAUUUUAACCAGGUGUGACAGAACAAGUCUCCAGUUAGCACAAAUAAAGCUAUUAUUAUUAUUAUUAUUAUUAUUAUUGUUGUUGUUAUUAUUAUUAUUAUUAUCGACACACCCGGCAUAGAGAUUAUUUUUUUGAAAAAGGUUGUUUAUAUUUAAUAUUGUGAGAUGAUGUAGAUUUUUGUUUUUUGUUCCUUUUUAAGGUUUCUUACAUUAGAUGUCUUGAUAAAGGGGAGUACUGAAGAGCCCUUGUGUUGUGUAUGUGUGAGUGUUUAAAAAAAAUCCUCUUCCCAAAAUCCUGAUAUUAAAUCAAAGACAUUCGAAAUUAGUACGCUGACAUUCAUUUGAGAAAUUGUAAUGAUUUUAUAAUAAAUGAUAAAAACACAGAUAUUCAUGAGACAUUAAAUAAUCUGAAGCCGUUUUAAAGCACCACAAAAAAAAAAAAAAAAAA
Molecule: messenger RNA, 3386 nt
Organism: Scomber japonicus (chub mackerel)
Lineage: Eukaryota; Metazoa; Chordata; Actinopteri; Scombriformes; Scombridae
Product: dual specificity testis-specific protein kinase 2-like
Exons: 13
Coding region: 674-2620 (648 amino acids)
Biological process (GO): actin cytoskeleton organization; protein phosphorylation
Cellular component (GO): nucleus; cytoplasm
Molecular function (GO): protein serine/threonine kinase activity; ATP binding
Source: RefSeq, a predicted model, not a curated record